This is a messenger RNA of Phytophthora nicotianae INRA-310, 696 nucleotides long. RefSeq lists its product as hypothetical. NCBI's taxonomy places the organism in Eukaryota, Oomycota, Peronosporomycetes, Peronosporales, Peronosporaceae. The coding region runs from base 1 to 696 and encodes 231 amino acids. The record is from RefSeq and is a predicted model, not a curated record. The transcript has a single exon.
AUGCCAUCGACGGCCAGACAAACACGGAGGGAAGUAAAGACCGUUGCGUGCUGCAACGGCAGCAAUUAUCGGCCACUUCGUCGCGUGUUCGAGUUGUCCUGCUGCAAGUACCAGAUUUGCUUCCGUUGUCUGUCCAAGACGUGCUCGAAGGCGCUCAAGAACUCGAUUCUGGCGACGUGUUGGAAGUGCAACAAGGAGAUCGCACCGAACCAAGUGGAGCUGGUUCUAAGCCGCUCCGAGUUCGCGUUGUACAUGGCUUGGCACCGCAAAGAAAUGUGUCCAAGCGCAAACUGCGUCAGUUGCGCUGUGAAGGAGACCAAGAACGAGCUGCGAGUCGCGCCCUGUGGCCACAACUACUGCCAGCCGUGCCUGCUGCGAAUGUGUCGUUUAGCAUUGGGCGACCGAGCGCUUGUACCGCUUCGUUGCUGCAAGAAGGAGCUGCCUGAUGACUAUGUGCGUGAAGCUCUCGACAAGGACGACGACUUUGCCAAGUAUCAACAGCUCGUGAGGGAGAAAGACUGGAAGGUGUCCGAUCUCCAGUCUGACGCCGAAUACUCGGCCACAGUGAAGGCCAUGGGAGCCAAGCAGUGCCCCGGUUGUGGUAUCGGCGUGCAGCGAGACUUUGGAUGCGUGCACAUGGCGUGCCCCAAUGGACAUCAGUUCUGCUACACAUGCCUGCAACCCACUAAUCCCUGA